UUAAUUCCUAGUUGGUUGUACAAUGGGGUAUGUAACCUUAGAAGAAGUCAUAAACAGCUUUGUUGAAUUGCACUGUUUUGAGGGAGAAGAGUUCUUAGAUACUAUUGUUCUAAAAUGAUGAAUGAAAUUUCUUAGUUUUUUUUUUUUCCUUAAGCUCAACGUUUUAUUAGUUACUUUGUUUCAUUAAAAAUUCUUUGAUUUUUUCAAGUGUUGAAGUGGUUCAUUGCAAGAAUAUUUGGUAAAUUCAUAAAAAUGGGAGUUUUGGGUUAUCAAAUGAUGGGUUUAAGAGUUGUGUUAAUUCUUGCCUUCGUUUGCAUCAGAAUUUUGGAUAUUGAAGCACAAACAAAUACUCAAGAUACUGCUGCUUUGCAGGCUCUCACAAAAGACUGGGAAAAUUUACCCCCAAAUUGGUCUGGUGGAGAUCCUUGCGGCAGUCAAUGGGAUGGAAUUAGCUGUACUAAUUCUCGUAUUACUGAAAUAACAUUGGCGAAUAUGGACUUGAAGGGUCAACUGACUGGAGAUAUUGCAUUUUUAUCAGCACUCCGAAUUCUGGAUCUAUCGUAUAACAAAAGGCUUACAGGUCCUCUUCCUCCAAGUAUUGGGCAACUGAAGGCGCUUACAAACUUAAUCCUUCUCGGUUGUGGUUUUAAUGGAAGAAUUCCCGACUCAGUGGGAUCUCUAGAGCAGCUUGUAUACCUAUCUCUGAACGAAAACAAAUUUACUGGUGAAAUCCCAGCUUCUAUUGGUAAUUUGAAACAUCUUUAUUGGCUGGAUCUUGCUGAUAACCAGCUCACUGGAGGCGUUCCCGUUUCCAAUGGGAGCACACCUGGACUCGAUCUUUUAGUUAAAACAAAGCACUUUCAUUUUGGAAUGAAUCGACUCUCAGGCACAAUCCCGGCUAAACUUUUUAACUCUAGCAUGACUCUGAUACACGUGCUUUUUGACAACAAUGAUCUCACUGGAAACCUUCCUUCAUCUCUAGGUCUUGUGAGCACAUUGGAGGCUGUGCGUUUUGAUAGAAAUUCAUUGAGCGGCGAUCUUCCAGCCACUAUCGGCAACCUAACUAAUGUUAAUGAGCUGGUCCUAUCCCACAAUGCACUGACUGGUCCUAUCCCUGAUCUGUCUCGCAUGCAAACUCUAAGUUUACUGGACUUAAGUAAUAAUUCUUUUGAUGCUGCAGAAGUUCCACAAUGGAUUUCAUCCUUACAGUCUCUGACAACACUAAUGAUUGAUGGAGCAAAACUUGAAGGACCGCUUCCAGAAGAAAUAUUCAACAUCCCUCAGUUACAGACUGUGAGUAUGAGGAACAACCAAAUUAAUGGCACUUUUAAAAUUGGUGGCAACUACAGCAGAGAGUUGCAGCUCAUUGAUCUACAAAACAAUUCCAUAGAGGCAGCCACAGUGGCACCUCAACAUAAUUUCACAUUGACGCUAGUUGAUAAUCCUUUUUGUAGUGGCGAUGGAGAGCAAUUCGUUUACUGCAAAAGUGAUCAGGAUACUGGAUCGAGAUAUACAAGUCCAGCAUCUUGUAUUGUUCGUAGCUGUCCUUCUGAGAAAACUUUCAGCCCUGCCUGCAAAUGUGCAUAUCCAUUCACUGGAACUUUAAGAUUCAGGGCUCCAUCUUCCUUCGGAAACACAGAUUAUUUCAAUGCUCUUCACAAAAAUUUAUUGGACACACUUGGUAAAUAUAGGCUGCCUGUAGAGUCUGUCGCACUUCAGGAUGAAGGUGUUGAUGUAUUUGGCUACCUAAAUGUGAAGAUGCAAGUAUUUCCACUUGGACAAGAUUAUUUCAAUAGAACAGGAAUUAUCUCACUUGCAUUUGUGUUCAGCAACCAGACUUACAAGCCACUUGACACGUAUGGUCCCUAUGUCUUUGCAGCUGAUAUCUACACACAUUUUGACGGAAAAUCAGGAAACAACAGUCAUACAGGGAUCAUUGUUGGCGCUGCUGUAGGAGCUUCCGUUCUAUUGUUGCUAUUGAUUUGCGCAGGAGGCUAUGCAUUAAAUCAAAAGAAAAGAGCAAAGAAGGCAAAGCAGGAAUCCGAUCCAUUUGUAUCUUGGGACGCACAUGGAGCUGGUGGUGACGUUCCUCAGCUAAAAGGAGCCAGGUUUUUCACAUUUGAAGAGCUGCAGAAAUGUACUCACAAUUUCUCUGAAGCCAACAACAUUGGUUCCGGAGGUUAUGGAAAGGUUUACAAAGGAAUUCUUCCCGAUGGCCAAAUGAUUGCUAUCAAAAGAUCUCAGCAAGGAUCUAUGCAAGGUAGUCGAGAGUUCAAAAAUGAGGUAGAGCUUUUAUCAAGGGUUCAUCAUAAGAAUCUUGUGAAACUUAUUGGAUUCUGCUUCGACAAAGGAGAACAGACAUUGGUUUAUGAAUUCAUUCCAAAUGGUACACUAAUGGAAAGUCUUUCAGGAAAGUCUGGUAUUCAAAUGGAUUGGAUAAGAAGGUUAAUGGUAACCCUUGGCUCUGCUCGGGGUUUGCAAUAUCUACACGAGCUUGCUGAUCCACCAAUCAUACACAGGGAUAUCAAGUCAAACAACAUCCUACUUGAUGAACGCCUGACUGCAAAAGUUGCUGACUUUGGUCUCUCCAAGCUGUUUGGUGACACUGAUCAGAAGGGCUAUGUUACUACCCAAGUCAAAGGAACAAUGGGAUAUUUGGAUCCUGAAUAUUUCAUGACUAAUCAGUUGACUGAGAAAAGCGAUAUAUUUAGCUUUGGGGUGGUUAUGUUGGAAAUGGUAACAGCAAGACAGCCAAUACAAGACGGAAAAUACAUAGUGAGAGAGGUCAAAGAAGCAAUGGACAGGAGUAAAGAUUUAUAUAACCUUCAUAGAGUAAUGGACCCAUUGCUUCUUACACAUACAACUACACUAGUUGGUUUAGAGAAAUUUGUGGAUUUGGCAUUGAAGUGUGUACAAGACGAAGGAACUAAUAGGCCUACUAUGGGUGAGGUUGUAAAAGAAAUCGAGAAUAUUGUGAAGCUUGCAGGUAUGAACCCGAAUGCUGAAUCUGCACCAUCUUCACAGACUUACGACGGAGUCAGUGGAGGGAACUUUGGUCAUCCUUACUCUGAUAACUCACUCUUUCACUAUAGUGGAAGCAUUCCAUUGACAAGGGCUGAGUGAGCCUAUAUGACAAAGAAGUGUGGAUACUAUUUUGAUGGGUAACUCUGAAUUACAGUGAUGCGAUGUGUUGUAUACAAUGUAAAUGCCUUAAUUUAUCAACACCCAAUUUUUGUUACUUUUUUUUUUCCUAUUCAUGUUGUAAACUUAGUUAUUGUAGGCUCAAUUUGUUGUGUAAGCGAUUGGUUUUUUUGGAUUGUUUUGGUGAUGAAUAUUGAUUGAAAAUUAGAUGAAAAUAUUGUUUGCCUAUUAGAUACAACAUUGUAAAUUGUAAAGAACCCCUUAAAGUUUAGAAUGAGACAUGAUUGUUGAUUUGUUGGCUAUUUUAUAUAGUCCACGUUCCAUGAUAUCACAUGUUGUGAAAA
Messenger RNA from Chenopodium quinoa (quinoa), 3485 nucleotides. Its product is annotated as probable leucine-rich repeat receptor-like protein kinase At5g49770. Gene Ontology annotation, biological process: protein phosphorylation. The record is from RefSeq and is a predicted model, not a curated record. Gene Ontology annotation, molecular function: ATP binding; protein kinase activity; protein binding. NCBI's taxonomy places the organism in Eukaryota, Viridiplantae, Streptophyta, Magnoliopsida, Caryophyllales, Amaranthaceae. The transcript has 19 exons. The coding region runs from base 253 to 3123 and encodes 956 amino acids.